Aspergillus puulaauensis is the source of this 717-nucleotide messenger RNA. Its product is annotated as ankyrin repeat domain-containing protein. The record is from RefSeq and is a predicted model, not a curated record. Lineage: Eukaryota; Fungi; Ascomycota; Eurotiomycetes; Eurotiales; Aspergillaceae. Gene Ontology annotation, cellular component: nucleus; cytoplasm. The transcript has 6 exons. The coding region runs from base 1 to 717 and encodes 238 amino acids. Gene Ontology annotation, biological process: regulation of barbed-end actin filament capping. Gene Ontology annotation, molecular function: protein binding.
AUGGCCAAUACAACGGAUGCGAAAUUUCCUCUCCAUGAGGCUGCUCGAGAGGGCAAGCUUUCUAUAGCUGAGUCGCUCUUGAAUGCCAACCCAAAACUAGCAACAACAAAAGAUGACGAUGACCGUCUCCCCAUCCACUGGGCAGUGGCGUACAACCACCUCCCCAUCGUGGAGCUUCUUGUAGCGACAAAGGACUUUGAUCCAGAUGUCGAGGACGGGUCAUGUUGGACCCCUCUAAUGAUCGCAUCAAGUUUAAAAAACGCAGAAGGGGAUCCCAUUAUCGACCUCCUUCUACGAAAAGGCGCGGAUACCAAUAUGAAGAGUGUUACCGGCCAGAACGCUUUGCACUUCGCGACAUCCAAAGGAAAUCUCUCCACAAUCCGCACACUGCUAAAUAAUAAAUGCAGUGCCCGAGUUAAAGAUAAGCGGGGUCAGCUGGCGCUUCAUCGUGCUGCUGCAAUAGGUUCUUCGCCAAUCAUCCAGAUUCUUGUGAAGGAAGGCAGAAGCCCUGUUAAUGCAACUGAUAUUGAUGGUCUUACGGCGUUGCACCAUGCUAUCUCGGAGGGCCAUGGCGACGCAGCGGUUACAUUGCUGAAGGCUGGCGCUGAGGCCGACAAGGAGGAUCUGGAUGGGAAGCGGGCAAUUGAUAUGGCACCGGAUGCAAGGGUGCGAAGUUAUAUUUUGCAGGCUGCAGAAAGGGAGGGAAUUGACUUGUAG